This is a messenger RNA of Ambispora leptoticha, 651 nucleotides long. The record is from the annotation of a GenBank genome assembly. Lineage: Eukaryota; Fungi; Glomeromycota; Glomeromycetes; Archaeosporales; Ambisporaceae.
AUGAUUAAAUCUGGUGUUUACUCUGAAUCUGCUUCAGCUCCCAGUUAUGGUGUUGGAUAUGACUCAACAAUUAAUUAUGUACCAACUUUGGCUCCCCUUUAUGGCGCUGGUUAUGGCCUGUUUACGACUUAUAAACCAACUUUAUUUUCGAUCAACAGUUUUAGUUCUGUCUCUGUUAUUAACUACGAACGAACACCAAUUCCCUUUCAUGUAACUGAUUAUGAACAAGCUUCAGAACAAAAUUAUGGUGUUGGAUACGACACAGCAAUUAAUUAUGUACCAACUUUGACUCCCCUUUAUGGUUCUGAUUACGGCCUCGCUACGAAUUAUGAACCAACUUCAUUUCCAAUUGAUAAUUUUAGUUCUGACUCGGUUAUUAAUUACGAAACACCAAUUCCCUUUCAUGAUGUUGAACACAGUCUGAUUACAAAAUAUGAACCGAUUUUAGUUCCAAUUGAUAGUAUUUGCUCCGACUUGACCACUAAUUAUAAACAAACUUCAGUACCCAUUCGUGGAGUUAAUUACGACUCGACCACUAAUUAUAAACAAACCUCAGUACCCAUUCGUGGAGUUAGUUACGACUCGAUUAUCAACUGUGUAUCAACUUCAGUUCCUCUUUAUGGUGUUGGUUACGGCCUGGAUACAAUUUAA